AGGUUCAGCACGAGGCUGCACAAUGACAAUGACUGAUUGGGAUUAUGACUUUCUGAUCAAGCUCCUGUCGUUAGGGGAUUCUGGAGUAGGGAAGACCACAUUCCUCUACAGGUACACAGACAACAAGUUCAACCACAAGUUCACCACCACAGUGGGAAUAGACUUCAGGGAAAAGAGAGUGACGUAUUUGGGGACUGGCUCUGAUGGAACGACAGAGAAGACUUUUAAAGUGCACCUACAGCUCUGGGACACAGCAGGGCAGGAGAGGUUCAGAAGUCUCACCACAGCCUUCUUCAGAGACGCCAUGGGCUUCCUGCUCAUGUUUGAUCUAACCAAUCAGCAGAGUUUUCUGAAUGUCAGGAACUGGAUGAGUCAGCUGCAGGCAAAUGCCUAUUGUGACAGUCCAGACAUAGUCUUAGUUGGCACCAAAGCAGACCUUAAAGACCUGAGAGAUGUACAAGGAAAACAAGCCAGAGACCUGGCGGACAGAUAUGGUAUCCCCUACUUUGAGACGAGUAGUGCCACAGGGGCUGAGGUGGCCCAGGCAGUGACCACUCUGCUGGACCUGGUGAUGAGACGCAUGGAGCAGAGCACAGAGGGGCCUGUGUCAGAGGCUGCCAAUGGGAGUGCUGCCAGUAACGACGAGGCUGAAACCUCUACCAGCAGGAGGUGUGCCUGUUAGGAUGUAGGGAUGUCCAUCCAUUCAAAUGUGUAACUAUUGCAUCUGGGGAGUAUUAUUACAUUAGAAAGUUGAAUUAUCCCAUACAGUAUUUAUAGGAAGUGUAUUAUCCUCUUAUGCAUUAAUGUGUGUUUGUCUGGAUUGAUAACUGCCGCACUGUCAAGCUAUAUAUUCCCAACCUGGCCAUCAUUACCUGCUGAGUCUGUACAUGUACUGUAUGUUAAUGAUAUGAAACGAGCAAAAGAACACACAAUCUAAUACUGUAAAAUGAUUCAAAGUAAAUGAAAGCACCAUGUGUAUGUACAUCUCAAACUGAUAUUUGCAAUAUGACUAUGCUUUGUGUGAUUCUAAAUAGGUAAAUACUAAUUGGAAAUGUUUGAAGAAAAGUUGUAUAUCAGAUUUUUUAUUUUUUUAUUUUAUUUGACAGAUUGAAGCAUUGAUGGAAGGAAAAUACAGGCACAUACAUUUAUCAUUGACAAUAUAUAAUCCUAACAGAUUAUGCAACAACUCAUUAACAAUCAUGGUUAUUUCCUUAAAUGCAAAUGAGAAAAUGUAUUAUUCUGUUUCACAAACCAAGAUAGCAAAGUGCAUUACAGGAUCCAUGAGUUCUAUAUGACAAGGAGCACAUUUGGUGUUCAGCUUGAUUAUUAGUGGAACAAAAUUGUCAUGCACAUUGAAUAAAGUAUAGAACAUGUUUAUAGCCCAUAAAUACUGUCAACCCAGACAAAAAUGAUUUGAAUAUGUUUUAAUACAAAGUCUUCAGAGUAAAUGCAGUCAUUUUAAAUAAAGUUAAUGUCUGUUUUACCAAUGA
Molecule: messenger RNA, 1490 nt
Organism: Salvelinus namaycush (lake trout)
Lineage: Eukaryota; Metazoa; Chordata; Actinopteri; Salmoniformes; Salmonidae
Product: ras-related protein Rab-27B-like
Exons: 5
Coding region: 23-682 (219 amino acids)
Biological process (GO): melanosome transport; positive regulation of exocytosis
Cellular component (GO): secretory granule; melanosome
Molecular function (GO): GTP binding; GTPase activity
Source: RefSeq, a predicted model, not a curated record